Messenger RNA from Paramacrobiotus metropolitanus, 1859 nucleotides. Its product is annotated as CD109 antigen-like. The transcript is spliced from 4 exons. The record is from RefSeq and is a predicted model, not a curated record. Bases 150 to 1709 code for a protein of 519 amino acids. NCBI's taxonomy places the organism in Eukaryota, Metazoa, Tardigrada, Eutardigrada, Parachela, Macrobiotidae. Gene Ontology annotation, cellular component: extracellular region.
GUGUCGUAGCGCUUCCUACGACAACCUUGAAGUUUACCAAUCCCGACAACACCACUUCGACUUACGUUAAAACGGACGUUUUUGUUAAUUUAGAUGACACUAUAGCAGUAUCAUUCGAGACUACUCCGCAGCAGAUUGGGGAACUAAAGAUGUCUGCCACCGCACAGUCCAAGUUUGCAUACGCUCAGAUGGAGGCAAGCUUGCUCGUGAAAGCGGAAGGCGUUGAGCAGUAUCGUACGCAAGCCGUCUUUAUCGAUUUGCGCAAUCUGCCAAUGCCGCCGACGAAAUUCCUGCUUCAGCGGGAUCCACUUGGGAAGGUCACUGGUUCGGAUAAAAUAGACAUAAGCAUCACUGGCGAUAUUUUGGGCCUUUCCAUCCAGAACUUGGAAAAACUAAUUAAACUGCCGUACGCUUCCAGUGAAAGCAGCAUAGCCCUGACGGCUUCUAAUGUGGCAAUUCUGAAAUAUCUCACACGGACCAACAAACUAAUCGAUUCGCUAAAGAAACGGUUGAUCAACAAUACCGAACGUGGAUACCAACGGGUUCUGGAAUACCGGCACGCCGAUGCCUCGUUUAGUAAAUGGGGAAGCGCUGAAACAAACGGCUCCACAUGGGUAACUGCGCACGUGGCCAAAGCUCUCUCCGCAGCUUCCGUCUUCACUCCCACUAUCAAUAACAAUGUCAUCCGAAAAGCGUUCCGCUUCUUAAGAAGUCAGCGAAACGCAGAUGGAUCUUUCCAAGAAAAUGAGGAUACGAAUCGAUAUGGGGAUUUACAACGCGUUUCCGUAACUGCCGUCGCUGCGCUUUCGUUUCUACAAUACAAUAGUACAUCAGCAGCCGGCAGCGAGGAGCUGGAUAAGACCUUGCGAAAAGCAGUCAAUUAUCUGGAAGAUCAACUAGAAUUGAUUCAAAACGAUUCGUAUGUGCUGGCCAUGACAGCCUAUGCAUUGACCAAAGCGAACAGUCCAAAGAAAAUCGAUGCACUGAGCCUGUUAAAAAAGCGGAUGGUGCACGGUCAGUCCAGCAUACACUGGACUGUUGAUGAAACUGUCAAAGAUGGAUACCAGAUGGCAGAAAAUUCCUAUUCAACGAGUUCAAAAGAUGUGGAGGCUACAGCUUACGCACUUUUGAAUUUCCUGGCCAACAAAGAUCUCGAUACUUCUAUGCAAAUUGUAUCAUGGCUUAUAUCGAAGCAGAAUGCCGAAGGGGGCUUUUUCUCUGCACCGGAUACUUCUGUCGCUCUGGAAGCUCUUGCUGCAUCUGCAAAAACUCUUACCAGUCCGCCCUCGCUUCAAGGAGAGGUUGCAGAUGGCACAGAUGGCAUGCGGAAAUACAAGUUCACAAUCACCCCGGAAAGCUCCUUAUCGGUGCAGGAUAUGAUAUUUGCGGAGAAACCAGACGAACUCAGUGUACAUGCAGAAGGAAGCGGGGUGGCAGUAGCUUAUCUGAGCUCCACAUGCCAUGUACUGCAGCCCAGAGAGAAGGUCUCCUUCGACGUUAACGUCACCGUCAAAACGUUUUCACUCAAGAAAAGUCGAUUGGAUAUUUGCGUUAGGUAUCAGAAAGAUGGCGCAAGCGGGACGACGGUUGCUGAAGUCAAUACACUUAACUUUCCGGAUACCAACUUGAUGAAGAAGAAAUUAAAGAUCUGCCUCGUUCGAUUGAAGGACUGCGGAAAACCCAACGUGACAGAAAGAACACCAGACUGAAUCUGUAUUUUGACGAGAUGACCCCGACGAUGAAAUGCUUCAGCCUGAAUAUGUAUCGCGUUUACAGAGUGGAGAAUUUGAAGGAGCAAAGCGUUGUCGUCUAUGAUUACGACGAUCCCAAAGAGCGACGAACGGUCUUCUAUGCGCUGC